Messenger RNA from Exophiala viscosa, 1612 nucleotides. RefSeq names its product major facilitator superfamily domain-containing protein. Gene Ontology annotation, cellular component: plasma membrane. The coding region runs from base 17 to 1612 and encodes 531 amino acids. Lineage: Eukaryota; Fungi; Ascomycota; Eurotiomycetes; Chaetothyriales; Herpotrichiellaceae. Gene Ontology annotation, molecular function: transmembrane transporter activity. The record is from RefSeq and is a predicted model, not a curated record. The transcript is spliced from 5 exons. Gene Ontology annotation, biological process: transmembrane transport.
GUGGGUUUCACACAUCAUGCAGGAUAAGGACCGCGGCAUCCAGCAUGUCGGCGACGUGGGUAGCAACUCGCCCUCCUCAGAGGUCGAUGAUAUGCGUGGACCGACAGCGCACAUGAAACACAGCGCUAAGGGCAUCUUGUUGGUGCCGCAGCCUUCAGAUGAUCCACGUGACCCUCUGAACUGGUCCGCAUUCAAGAAGGGUGUUACCCUUGCUGUCGUCUGUCUUGCCGCUUGGUCGGUCUUGCUACAAGCUCUUGCCAAUGCCUCCGGGUUCUUCUUCCAGGCCGAAUUAUACCACACAACGCCUACGGAGAUCACAUACGCUGUUUCAGCUACGGUUGGCGGUCUUGUUGUCGGCCCGUGGGUCUGGGCUCCCGUUGCCAGACGUCUUGGAAAGGCUGCCGUUAUCUUCUAUUGCAUGCUCGCGACGAUGUGCUGUAACAUCUGGUCGGCCUCGAUGACAAAAGACACACAAUAUGUUCCCUUUGUCAUCUCGAGGCUGUUCGCUGGUAUCUUCAGCUCUGCUGCCAUCACACUUGGUUCGAACUUCAUCACAGAGCUCUUCUUCCUCCACGACAGAGGCAAGUGCUUUGCGCUUUAUACCUUUUCCAUCCUGAUGGGAGCUGUUUCUGGAGCCACCUUCUCCGGAUACAUCGUUCAGAAAGUAUCAUGGACAGUUCAGUUCUGGUACAAUGUCGGCUUUGAAGGUGCCAUUGCACUGCUCAUGUUUCUAUUUGUCGACGAGACCCUCUGGCCCCGAGCUGAGCAGCCAGAUAUCCCCCUUCCUCCCGCGAAUCGACUGUCGCGCAGGUUGGCAACCUAUCUCUUUACUCAACGCUUGACGCGGAAGCAGACAAAGGAAGAAGUGAUCCAGUCAAUUACGCUCCAAUUCCUGAUCACAAUCAGCCCAGUCACGAUUCUUAUUGGUUCCACCCUCAUGAUCUUCUAUGGCUGGGGAAUUGCCAUGAACACGUUCUUGUCUAUCUUCCUUCAGAACCCUGUCAAGGAGGGUGGGUACGGUUUCUCGCCGGAGCGGAAUGCCUCAUUCACGUUCGUCACCUGGUUCGGUGCUUUCGUCGCCGAGCUCUACGGCAUCUUGCUCGGAGAUCGUCUCCCUCUCGCCAUUUGUUCCCGCCAUGGUGGCACAUGGAAACCCGAAUACCGUCUGCACAACACAUGGUUUCCUCUCUUGGUCUGUAUGCCUCUAAGCACCGGACUGUUUGGUGGCAGCCUCUACUUUCACUGGAACUACAUGGUUCUUGCGGUGGCGGUAUUCCUGAGCAACUUCGGAGCGGUGGCGGCUUUCCCGGCUCUACUAAACUACGUCGUCGAAGCUUUCACUCCAAAGUACGCAAACGAGGUAACAGUGGCACUCAACACAUGGCGUUCUAUCCUGUCGAUCGCCAUCUCAUUCUUCCUGUUCCCAUGGGCAGACAAAGUGGGUAUCAACUGGGCCUUUGGAAUGAUGUCUUUCUUCACCAUUAUGGCAUAUGGCUCAGUCGUCGUGUGUAUGUUUGCUGGAGCAUUUCUCAGGAAGUAUUCGCUCGUGCGUGUGAAAUCAGAGGCAGGAAUUCACAUUGUUGAAGAGGACACCAAGGAGGUAGCGGCGUGA